Messenger RNA from Closterium sp. Naga37s-1, 4770 nucleotides. The record is from the annotation of a GenBank genome assembly. Lineage: Eukaryota; Viridiplantae; Streptophyta; Zygnematophyceae; Desmidiales; Closteriaceae.
AUGGAAGCCCCGGAUAUUUCCUGGAAUCCACUGGAGAUCCUCCUCCUGUUCCGUUGCGUGGCGAAGCUAGGCCUUUCUGACAAACCUCUACCCAACUCCUCCCGAACCGUACCUGGAAGCGCGGUGGGCGUAGCGGUAGCCGGUCCCAGCGGUUCAGAUGGGUUCGUAAGCCGGAGCGGCGACGGCUGGGCGGUAGUGGCGACGGAGAUGCAGAAACGGUCGGCGUUUGUGUCCCAGCGGCCGUUGGAUCGCCCGCACACUGCGCAGCCCGUGCGCGCUUCAGAGCAACCUCAUCCUCUGCUCUUUCCCCCUGCGUCCGACCGUCCGUCCGUCUCUCCCUCGCCUCCGGCGCUGCAGGAGUGCUCGCAAGUAUACGCCAGCGUCGUUGGAGGCAUUUCACGGCCGGCCAAGAACGCUCAAGCGGCUGCUGCUGCUGCUACAGGCGAAGGGUUGGCGCCUGCACCUUGCCCCGCCGUCGCCACCGCCGCUGCCGCCGCAGCUGCUGCUGCUGCUGCUGCCGCUGCCGCGGCGGCUGCUGCUGAUUCACAAGGCAUUACUCAUGGCAGUUCACACGGCAACAGCAGAGCCAAGAGAUUAAAAGGGGGUGACACAAACGAAGGUCGUGUAGGAGGGUUCUUGUUGCCAUGCGCAAGAGGCGUGCUGGGCAGAGCGGAAGCAACAGACGGGCGCGCAGGAGAAGCAGACGCAGGGGUAGCAGAGAACGAAGGGGUACGGACAGAGGAGGAUGGAGGAGGAAGGGACGAGCGGGGGCAGGAGGGGGAGAUGGUGGAAGAGCGGGUAAGGGCAGUGGUUGUGAAGAGGCUGCAGCGAUGGACGCAGGGCAGAGAGAAGAAGAGGCGAAUGGGAGGAGAGGAAGACGGGGGGAAGGGCGCGAGCACGGAGGAAAAGGAGCAGGCGCGGCAGGGACAGGGGCAGGAGCAGGAGGAGCAGCAAAGGCAGGAGCAGGCGCGGCAGGGGCAGAGACAGGAGGCGCUGGAGCAGGGGGUUAAAUCGGUGUUAAGCGAGGGUGUGGGCGAAGAAGAAGGCAAGGGGGAAGUCGAUGAUGCGGGUGAGCGGGGGAGGGGGAGCAGUGCGCAGGAGCGAGGGCAAGGGCAUGCAGAGGGGCCAGCAAGGGCAGAGAAUCCCGAUGGGGCUGUGCCCUUAGAGCGCGGUCAUAGGGUCUCGGAUCAUAAGGAGCAUGUAGGGGAAGCAGGCAGGGUGGGCGGUAGAGAGAGGAGGGGAGGAUGGAUGGAGAGAGGAGGUGCGGAUGAGAUGGGGGAGGGGUUGGGCAGAGGCGGAGAGGAGGGGAGAGAGAAGGUGGUGGGGGAGAGAGGGAGGAGGCGAGGGGGAGAGGAGGAGGCGGGAAUGAGGGUUGCUGGUGGGGAGUGUGCAGGUGAUGGUGGGGCGAGAGAUGGGGAUGGAGGGGGGGAAGGAGAAUUGGCACGCAGGGAAGGGAAGGGUGAGAGGGAGGGCGACUGGGGAGGAGGAUUUGGGAGGGCUAUGGCGGGUGAGGAGCUUGCAAGGAGUGCCGUGGCUGGUGGCAGUGGGAGAGGGAAGGGGGAGAGAGGAGGUGGGGGAGAAGGAGGAGAGGGGGGGGAAGGAGGUGGUGGAGGGGAAGGAGGAAGGGAAGGUGAAGGGGAAGAAGGAGGGGAAGGAGGAGCGGACGGGGAAGGAGGUCGUUUGAGAAGAGGGGGAGAAGGUGGAUCGAGGAGAAGGGGAUUAGAAGGCAAGCUAAGCCAUGUGUAUGCAGGCUCUGAGGGCGUUGGUAGGGGUGACGCUGGGGGUGCAAGUGGAAGGGCGGAGGGGGGUACGGGAGGCGCUAUGGAAAGGGAGAGUGCAGGGGAGAAGAGAGACGAAGGCAGGAGUGGGGUGGAGAGGGGUGCAGAUGGGGUUGUGUGCCAGGGGUGGGGUACGGGGGUUGUAGAUGGGGAGAGGUGUAACGCGGUGGGAGGAGACGGGGUUGCGGUGGUGGGGGGGAGGGAUGAGAGAGAUGGUGGGCCGUGGGAGGUGAUGGUAUUGGAAGGGGGAGGCAGAGGAGAAGGGAAGAGCCGCGAUGGUAGUGGGGGAGCAAGGGAGGCGAGAGAAGAAGUGUGCGAAGGUCUGGGGGUGAAAGAGAAAGAGGGGUGGGGGAGGAAGGAGGCAGCAGAGGAGUGUAAGGAGAGGGAGAUUCAACAAGAGGCAGGGACAGAGGUUGGAGAGCAGAGAAGGGCUGUGCGAAUGGUGGCAUGCAAUGGAGAUGUGACAGGAGAGAAGAAAGAUGCUGGUGAUUCUGGCAUAGCGGAUGGUUUCAAUUUCAACAAGGGUGAUAUGAUUGAGGGAGAGAAGGAAGAGGGAAUGGUGUCAGGUAGAGGGGAGGAGGAGGGGGGAAACGGAGCGGUUGGGGAGAAGGGAGUGAGCAUGCAGGGAGGCAGGCCUCCAGUGGCUUUGGAGAGUAUUAAACGAUUGGAGAGUUCUAAAGGAUCUCAUGCAAGGAGCGAGGGGACUGGUGUUGGGGAAGCAGCGGUGAGAGAUGCAGUGGGAGCAGACGCGCAGAGGGGAGAAGCGGGAAGGGAGGAGGGUGAGGGGGAAAGGGAGGGGAGCGGGGAUGAGAGGGGAGAUGGCAGGGGAGCGAGCGCGGGAGGGGUUGGCGAAUCAAACGAGGAGGUGCGACUUGCGAAAGAAGAUCAAAGGGUGCAAGUAAUGCAAUCAGUGCUAGAGGUACGGUCCGUGGCAGCAGCAGCAGGAGCAGCGGGGCUUGCAGGGGGCCUGUGCUCACUACUGCCAGAGCAGAAUGUGAAAGAAGGGGCAGUGGGGAGGGUGCAGUACAGGCGGAGGAAGGGCGGCUCUGGGUCCACACCGCUCAAGAAGAGAGGCCCUGUGUCUCUUGCGGAUCCACCUGUGUGCCAACUGGAUGCUGCUGGUGAUGGCGGUAGUGGUGCUGGUGGUGCUGCUGGUGCUGGUGCUGGUGCUGGUGGGUUGCGUAUCGGUUCUGAUGCCCACUCCCGCUUUGCUGCUUCGGAAACAGCAGCCGCCGCAGCAGCAGGCACAGCAACUGGCUCAGCAGCAGUCACUGCAGCAGAUGGUAAUUCUCCCCCUGUUACAUCCCCCCCUCGCACGCUACUCGAUCAUCGUGAGACGGAAUGCACGGAGGUUACUUGCAGGGUGGGGGGAGGGGGUGAUGGGGGUGUGGGAGUGGGGGAGGAGGGGGUGGUGGAGCAGCAGCAGCGGAGACCGGGCUUGGGGAUGCACUGGCAGAGCAAUCAAUUGCAUGAGAAGGAGGAAAAGGAGAAGGAGAAGAGGGAGGAGAGGGAGGAGAGGGAGGAUGGGUUGGAUGGGAGGGUUGUGGAGCAGAGAGAGGAGGGAAGAGAAGCAGAGGCGUGUAUAGGGCCACUGCAGGAGGCGUGGGGGGAGAGGGCGGAGUGUGGCGGGUGGGAGGGCGGGGUGGGGUCAGUGGUGGGCAAGUCAACAACAGUAGGGAGGGCAGCCUUGGAAAGGGCAGUGGUACGAGAAGCUGAGUGGCAGGAGGUGCAAGGGCCGUCCAGCCCACGCAAGAGACUCAAACGCUCAGGCUCCUCUGCAAAAAAGGCAUCAUUCAGUGCGUCUGAUCCUGCUGCUGCUGCUACUGUUGCUGGCGUGCCAAGGAAACCGAUGCAUGGCGAAGAGAUGGGCAUGGGAACGGGAACAAGUCCUGUGGUGGAAGAAGGUGCUUCGAGAGAGCGUGGUGAACCUCAACCACACACCAGCCAUGGUGGUAGUGAACGAGCUCUAGCUGACACAGAAGCCAUGUCUACAGCCGCCCCUGCUAUUGCUGCUGAUGGUGUUGCUGCUACUGCCGCUGCCGCUGCUGCUACUGCUGCUGCCGCUGCUGCUGCUGCUUCACCAGUCACUGCUGUGGUUGUGGAGGGCAACGGUGCCUCCGACUCUUUUCCCCGUCCACUCUCAUCUCGCCUCCUUUUAUCGAAAGGCCUCCGGGUUCUGCUCUCACCGCUCUCAACCACCCCGCACCCAUCCCGACUCCCCCAGGAGCACCCAGACUACACCUCCAUAGUGCGACAGCACAUAGACCUGAGCAUGAUCGGCAGGCGGGCUUUAAGCGGCGAGUACCCGUCCCGGCACGCCUUCUUCCGGGACGUGGUGCAGCUGCUGGCGAAUGCCUUUGUGGCCUUCCCCCACGACUCGCACCACUUCACCGCUGCUCUCUCCUUCCGCUCGCACCUCUGCCAGGAGAUGUCCGCAGCGUUCCCCCAGGACUCGUGGCCUCUUCCCUUGUCAGACCGGGGAGCAGCAGGCAUGCACGCGUCCUGCAGCCACAGCAGCCGCGAAAGCUUCCCCUCAGGGGCUCGUGCAGGCACAGGGAGGGUGGGGAGAGGGGUGGCGCGGGGGAGGGGGGGUGGGGUUGAUGGGGAGGAGGGGUGGGAAGAGGUGGAGGAGGGGGAGGAGGGGGAGGAAGGGGAGGAGGGGGAGGAGGGUGAGGGGGCAGGGGCAGGGGAGGUUGGGAAGGUUGCGAGGGAUGGAGGAGAGGGAGGGGAUAAGGGUGGGAGGAUGGAACAGGAAGGUGAGGAGGAGGGAGAGAGGAAAGGUAUGGGAGGCAGUGAGGAGGGUAGGGGGAUGUGCGGUGGAGGGAAAACGUGGAGUGAAGCAAGAGAAGGCAAGGGGAAUGCAGUCGACUCAAAGGUCACUGCGGGGGGCAUGGUGACACGGCAGAGGAGGCGCAUGCAGGAGGAUGGGGCAGCGGAGAGCAGGCAGAUCCGGCCGAAAGAGAACUCAAGAGGGAAGGCAGCAGGGCGAUGA